CUGCUAUUGCGGGCUUAAUUUUUUGAAAUCAAGAUAUAUUCGUUGAAAUGUCAAUACAAAUGUUGACUGGUAAAAAUCCUUGUUGUAAAAUAACGUUCGGAAACAUUGUUUUCUUUUUUACAAAAUUCGUUAUUUGGAUUCGAACUCUUGCGCAGAAUCAAAAUGACCGCCGUAAGGCGCACUUGUAAUCUUAUUUCGACUCUAUACUGAUUUUUGGAACUCGUUGAAUAUCAAAUGUUGUUUCACGUCAAACAAAAUGACGGCUGGAGUGACUGAAGUAUAACUCUAUCUUCAACUAAAUACUAAUAAUCGAUAAUUUAGCCCACAAACAAGUAAUGUAUAAGUUUGCGUAUUUCAGUUCAGUCAUACCCUUCGCAAGGGUUCUCGAGUAAUUUAAAAUUCUCAUUAUAAUGCUGAAAACAUUGGGUCCAGUUCUUGAUACACUACAAUAAUUAGUAGCUAUUUUAAUGUUUUUAUAUUCGAAUUUAUUUUCAAUGUAACGUUUCCUUCUGCAGCGUAGGGUGCGACCUUAAAGCAUAUACUAAUACAGGUAGCUUCGGAUGUGCAGAAAGUGUGACGGAGGAGUGAAAGAGUAAAGUAUUUGCUUGUUAUAACCUGUCUCUCUCGCUCUGCACCCAAUUGAUCGAUACGUUUCCCCUCAACUAAUCAAGCGUAGAGUGAGAGAAACGGAGUAUCCCGAAUACAUAUCUCGAUCUCAUCACUUGGCUGCAGUUUCACGAGAUUGAUGGCGUGUGUAGUUACCGCGGCAUACAUGCAGGUCUAGGAACUCCGGUGGUGGGGGUAUGUCCUCUUAUUGAAGCACCGAUCGUUUCGCCCAGUGACCACGAGUGUCGCUGCGAUAGGGGGAUGCAGGAUUCAGGAUGCUGAAAUUUUGACCGAGUUUCUAGACCUGUAUGUAAGACCGUGGUAGUUACCUCCGGUAGUAUAUGCUCUAAGGAUGCGACUAGCAUAUACAUCAUAUACAUAUGUAUGAAUAGACAAACUGUACCCACCCAUGGACAUAAAUGUAAUCACUGUUAUCAAACACCGGCGAUUCGCGCAUGCGCAGAAUUUCCUUACUGAAUAUGACAAGUGUGUAAGUGGGUGCGUGUGAACUGUGAAAACCGACAGCGGUUAGCCGCUACUUGCCAGCAUCAGUGUAUGUAUCAACUAUCAGCAUAGCUUUCCGCGCGUCCAGUUCAGUGUUUACCGUUUGUUGAUAGCGGUGCUUUUCGACCCGUCGAGAAAAAUGUUGCGAUCUCGGACGGCAGCGAAAGGGGUUUCAUUCCUCCGGAGUGGGGAUGACUUGUUGGAGUAAAAUCUUCGUACACAAGUCUAAAGUAAUAUCCGGUUAAUGUGCGCGAUGCAUUUCGCUCUGGAUAUUUUGAUUUUUGGUGCCCUUUUCGCUGUCGCACAAGCAGAAACUACCCAGCCAUGGUACGAAACACUUCCCGCUGUUGCUAUGGAUUAUAAAGUUCACAUAGAUCCCGGCAAAGAAGACUGCUACUUUCAAUAUGUCAAUCCGGGAGCAACUUUUUAUGUCAGCUUUCAGGUGUUGAGAGGCGGAGACGGAAUGGCAGGCUUUGCUGUUAGGAAUCCAACAGGGCAGAUAGUAUAUCCUUACCAAUGGCGAACAAGCGCUGAUUAUCAGGAUCAAUCUGCCACUGGAGGUUACUAUAGUGUUUGCAUCGAUAAUCAAUUCUCCAGAUUCGCGUCAAAACUGGUUAAUCUUUACUUAACUGUGAUAAGAUACGAUCAAUGGGAUAAAUUCACAAAAGAACUCAACGAGUUGAAUCUAUCUGUUGAAAAUUUCACGAGAACAAUUGUUGGAGUUGAGAAGAAUAUCAAUGAGAUGCUGCAAAUUCAGCACUUGAGUCGGAGUCGCGAGGCUAGAGACAUAAAUUUAUUAUUGGAUAAUAAUUCCUAUGUACAAAAUUGGUCAAUCGCACAAUUGUUAGUGAUAACAGCAACAACGACGCUGCAAGUUUACUUCGUAAGGAGAUUAUUUGAAGUGAAGCCGUCCGGAUACUCGAGAGUACGGAUAUAAGUAUAUCCGCGAAAAAACAAUCGACUGAAAUAGUGUAGAAAUAAGAAUUGGCGGUGUUUUAUACUAGAAUAUAUUUCCACUGCGUUAUUCUCUUUGCAUACUUAACUGAACAUGAUCUACAUCUUUAUCUAUUCAACUCUGUGUCUACGUAAAAUUUUAAUAAUGUACGUAUACUUGAAAUGGCAAAUACUUAAAACUAUACUAGAUUACAAACAGGUCUGAAUAUCAACCGUUGCUCAGUAUACUGACAAAUGAACUGUGCCAAUUCUUGUGCUCACUAUACGUACUUACGGUUAUUCCGUUCAAGAUAAAAAAAAAAAGAAAAAAAAAAAACGCCUCACUGAAACGAAGUCAACAAUACGAUUCGAUUAUAUGUAAUGUCAAAUCAUCGCAUUCCAGUUUUUCAAAUUUUUUAAUUCAGUCCACGUGCUAAUGAAGCUUCUGGUACUAGGACAAACUUGUACUGAUCAUUUUAUGAAUUUAAUACUUUAGUUACUGGUGAAAUCAAUUUAUUACGGUUAUCUUUACUUACUACGUCACUCCAGUUCUACUUCCAAUAUUCGUUAUACGUAACUCUUAGAUUUUCCUGCCCGUCAAUCUAUACCCAUAAUCCCAUUCCCUUAUUCCUGAAUAAGCUUGAAAUUCUGUCAACUGAAAUAACAUAACUGAAGCCUCUUCAAUUUCUUCUUAAAGAAAACGAAAAAAAGACUCUUACGAAGAGUGGUCAAAGUGAAUCGAAUUAAAAGCAUUUUCCAUUUCACAAUUAAGGUCAUCAACCAUUCUACACUAUUAAGAUAAGUCCUAGAAUCUUAAAUUAUCAGAUUCUAGGUCUGGUGAUCGAAGGGUUAGGAUUUGCACAUGCGAAUCUAAAAUCUUCGUUUUACUAGAACGCGCCCCAAGUUUAGUAAUUAAGAAUAUUCUCAUAUGGGUACGUAUAUGUAUGGUAGAGCUUCAACUGUGGGCAUAAAAAUACAUACACGUACGAAAUCUAAAUUUAUAAUUGUAAAAAUGAUGUUGAAUAUCUGCAUAUGUCUAUAACUUUUUGAAAAAUUAAUAAAGGUUCACUUACUUUUGAUAA
Molecule: messenger RNA, 3125 nt
Organism: Neodiprion fabricii
Lineage: Eukaryota; Metazoa; Arthropoda; Insecta; Hymenoptera; Diprionidae
Product: transmembrane emp24 domain-containing protein 5
Exons: 4
Coding region: 1355-2047 (230 amino acids)
Biological process (GO): intracellular protein transport; Golgi organization; endoplasmic reticulum to Golgi vesicle-mediated transport
Cellular component (GO): endoplasmic reticulum-Golgi intermediate compartment; Golgi apparatus; COPII-coated ER to Golgi transport vesicle
Source: RefSeq, a predicted model, not a curated record